GAAAAAUAAUUUUUGGUUGCCAGUAUACCUGUAGUCGUUGCACUGAUCAGUCGAUAGUUUUGUGAUAAAUUAUUUCUCAAGUGAAUUAAAUUAUUAACCAUGGGACGUGAUUCUAGAAAGGUUUCAAGAGAACUUCGGAGUUCUGAAAAAAUUAAUAAGUCGCGUUCAGUCAAAAGAAAGAAUGUUUUUAAUCCGAAAACAGCCGAACGUGAUGAAAGUAUUCAGAGUACAUCUUCUAAAAAAUUAAAACAAAACACUGAAGAUGAUGUACCUGAAGACAGCAGUACUGAAUUUCGAAUAAUAAAUUUUAUUCAGGUAUUCACUGCAAUUUCUGCUCUUAUAAAAUGUAAAAAAUGUGAUGGAAAUGUAGUGUUUCAAACAGCAAGUACACGUGGGCUGGGAUUCAAAAUUGUAGUUGCAUGUAAUAACUGUGGAAAUGAAUAUAUUCCUUCCUGUUGAAAAUAUGAAAUCUGCUAUAAUGGCAACCUUUUAUCACUACGGCUCGAGUGAUGAAAAACCGAAUCAUGAUAUGUGUCCAAAAGGCGAAGAAUCUUGGUGCUCUUACCAGCGCGCUGAAGCAAGAGGAGAGCUUGAUACCUUUUCUCACGAUUAUUCUCCUUUACCUUCUGAUGUUUUAAAAGCUAUCAAGCCUAUAUACGAAGAUCUUAGUAAUGAAAAUUUACUUUCAAGAUGUGUAGGUGGAUUCAAUCAGAAUAAUAAUGAAAGCUUUAACCAACUAGUAUGGAAAAUAUGUCCAAAAACGGUAAAUACUAGUUUUACUAUCGUACAAAUAGCUGCAUACGUUGCUAUGUGUAUAUUUAAUGAGGGUAUAAAUUCAUUAUUAGUCUUGAUGAAUACACUAGGACUUAAUUGUGGGCCUAAUUCUCAUCGGUAUGCAGAAAGAAUGGAUGCUGCACGUAUCAAAGUAGCAGAUAAGCGCGCUAAUGAUAACACCCGAGAAGGUCGAUUGCAACGUAGGCACCAGCAAAUCGAUAUUUUGGAAGCUGCUAUGUCGGCUGAAGAGCUAUUAUAUGGUCCAGGAAUAGAUGACUCAGUAUGAAUCUCCAAGGACUUAUGAUGAUCACCGCAAAGGACUUCGGGAGGAACGGGCUCUACAAAAACAGCGAUAACUUUUUGAAUUAUUAAUUUUUUUUUUUGAAAUUUUCGUGAAGUCAAAUCGAAACGUGUUCUAAUAAAGCUAUGUUUUUAUUUUUGUCAAAUAAAGUAAUUAACUACAAAAAAAA
This is a messenger RNA of Microplitis mediator, 1244 nucleotides long. RefSeq lists its product as uncharacterized. The record is from RefSeq and is a predicted model, not a curated record. The transcript is spliced from 2 exons. Lineage: Eukaryota; Metazoa; Arthropoda; Insecta; Hymenoptera; Braconidae. Bases 437 to 1060 code for a protein of 207 amino acids.